Molecule: messenger RNA, 14742 nt
Organism: Osmia bicornis bicornis
Lineage: Eukaryota; Metazoa; Arthropoda; Insecta; Hymenoptera; Megachilidae
Gene: E23
Product: ABC transporter G family member 9
Exons: 14
Coding region: 1857-3884 (675 amino acids)
Cellular component (GO): plasma membrane
Molecular function (GO): ABC-type transporter activity; ATP hydrolysis activity; ATP binding
Source: RefSeq, a predicted model, not a curated record
AUAAAGUUUUAUAGACAAAGUAACUAAAAAUAGUAUGAUGAUAAAAUUUAUAUCAAAUCCUCGAGUGAGAUAAAUUGGGCAAGGUAUAAGAAUCAUAAUGUUACCAGACUGAAUGUUAUUUUAUUCGGGCACCGAUUGCCCAUUUAAAUACCUGUAUCCACCACUACCGAUACUGUUCACUAAUCUGUAUCAAAGAAAAGCAGGAAGUUUCAGUAAGACAAAAGAUUCGGAAUUUCGAGAAUAAGCCUCCUCGCUGUUGUGGAUGCGUAUUCGCGCGUCGUCAGUAAAAAUGAGCCUGGGGUCUGGCACGAGCUGAUAGCCACCGCGAAGAGAAGUAAAUAGGGAAAGAGGGGGGAGGGCAGAGAACGAGAACGAGCGAGUAAAAGAGAGGGUGGAUAUAGGAGGGACGUGAUCCGACAAAACACGAGCGAUGCUCGUAGCGUUCGAUUCAGUCUGCAUCCGACCGCCGCGAGUGUCGCGUCGCGAAGUUGUGCUUGAACUUCGGGGGGGAACACGAGACUCCGAUACAAGAGAGUCAGUUGUGCGAGUGCGCGUGAUACGACACCACGGUUUCUUAUCCCGUAUCUAGCGUACACCCUUGUUUUUUUUUUCCGUAUCUUUUCGUUUCUUCCUUUUCGACUCGUGCUCGCGAACGAGAGAGAGGGAGAGAAAAAAAAAAUCAGUGAAAAAUCGGAGCCGCGUACGAUUGGUGUUAGAGAGAGAAAGAGAGAAAGAGAGAGAGAGAGCGGGUCACUGAACGACCGCACAAAGGUAAGGAAGAGGGAGAACGAAAAAUAAAAGAGGGACAGAGAGGGAUUUUCGUCGCGACGUAUACAUACAUACGUAUAUACACGUGCGAACCCGAGGAGAGACGCGAAUACGCGCGUGCGCACCCGCGUAUAUAUUCACACACACGCGCACACAUACACGUAUACAUCUACACAUACACGGACGAAAGAGAAAGACAACGACGACACGGCGCAGGAAAAGAGGGAAGAGAGCCAGUGACACCGGGAGGGUCGGGUGUUCCUCGUGCAAAACCGCCACCGGAAUAUAUGUCGUGAAUGUGUACGGCCAAAGAUCCGCGGAUAGAGACCGGCGAUAGUGCGUGCAGGGCUUUAAGGAGCGAAAAAAAAAAAGGCAAAGACGACUCCCGGGUGAAAAGCAAUGCGGGUUCAUUGACUGCGUGCCGCGCAAUGGCCGCAUGUUCGUGGCCAAUGCACAGUGCAUGUGUGACAGGAGCUACGAGCAAGACGACGCCGAGGACGACGAGGCCGAAGAUACCGGCUAAUAUCGAACUCGAGACCUACUAAAGUUUUAUUCAGCUUUCUGGACGAUCUGGAACGUGUACCUCGAUCGGGAGGAGGACCGAUAAGGACAAGGAACGCAUUGGAAUUUAUCCUGCUUUUUAAGACGACCGAAACAGUGCUGCUCGCAAAGGCACGACCUCAAGUCGUCACCCUACCAAAGAAGAUCAAAUCGAACGGUUAAACUCGAUCAGCUGUUCGAGUUCGAACGAUAUUACUUGACGAACGUUUUUUAACCUUCCUCGAACUUAAUGCUCGCGAUCAAGUAUCGUUAUCGAGACACGUCAUCGGUGUCUUGUCGCUGGAUCGGUAAACGAAAAUGUUGUCCGUUUGCUGACGAGAAAGAGGGCGGCGAAGAAGCCGGUGAAUCGUUGCUCGCGAUCGGUUCGGACGUAUUCGGGUGGCGGGACUUGGGUGAGAAUCUUGUUCGUUUCUACGUGGUCGUGGUCGUGUUCGUGGUCGUCGUGCGUUGUACAGUCAGUGGUUCGGCAGUGAGAGAAAGAUAAAAGGGAGAGGCGGGCAGCUAUAACCGGCAACCACACGGUGGACAUGAUUAUUUCAAAGGAUCUGUUCCUCUUUGGCGACCAAGAUUACCUGCGCCUUCCCAGUAACGAGAAGCGCCAGCAACGGGCAAUGGGCCGACCGAUCAUCAAUGCUCCCAGAGUGGAAAGCUCAGCGUUGCAGUUGGUGUAUCCGCUGGAUUCUCGUCCGGUGCAGUUAAUCUUCCGGGGGUUGCAGGUGGUCAAGGAGAAACGUUCUCUUCUGAGGGAUGUUUCGGGCAUUGUUAAACCCGGUGAACUUUUGGCCGUCAUGGGCCCUUCAGGUUGCGGCAAAACGACGUUGUUGAAUUGCCUGUCAGGCCGAGUGGGCGUUGACGGGGGUGAAAUCUGGCUGAAUCGUGAAAGACUGACAAAAAGAUGGCGCAGGAGAAUCUGCUACGUUCAACAGCAGGACGUUUUCUUUCCCGAUCUCACGUUACGCCAGACUCUCGAGUACCAGGCGAGGCUCAGGCUUCCGGACACGUUCUCGCACUCCCAGAAGAUGCAGUGCGUGGAUCAUAUCAUCGAGGUCCUCGAUCUUUCCGGCUGCCAGGACACAAUUAUCGGAGAUUACACGAAACGAGGACUGUCUGGCGGUGAAAAGAAGAGGACCAGCAUAGCAUGCGAGUUGCUUACGAAUCCGUCGCUGAUGUUGCUGGACGAACCAACGAGCGGGCUGGACUCGCACUCGGCACAGGCGUUGAUUUCACGGUUGAAGAAGUACGCUGAACAAGAGGGUAAAAGCAUCGUGGUGACAGUGCAUCAACCCAGUUCCAGGAUGUUUCACAGCUUCAGUAAGCUUCUUCUGUUGAGCCGUGGCCAGGUGGCGUAUUACGGCUCCACCUCGAAUGUUGGCAGGUUUUUCUCCACGAUAGGACUUACCUUGCUGCCGCAUUACAACCCCGCCGACUUUAUACUGGAACAAAUAAAGGGUCCAGAGGAGGUUCGGGAGCGUAUCGUAACCGCAGCGCGGAACGCGAGACAGGGACCUGACUGCCCGCCGGAACUUCGUCCGGAAUAUAAUCCCAGCCAACAUCCGCUCUGCGACCAUCUCAUACAUUAUCACGAGCACCACAUCAGCCACAACGUGAAAGAAGACGAAGGUCGUACACUGUGGUUGGACACACAAAGCCAUGCCAGCAGCAGUGCCAGUUCGGCGGACGAGGACUAUUCCUGGCAGUGGCCCACCAGUUUCUGGUCGCAAUUCAAAGUAUUAUCAGAAAGAAACUUUCAAGAGGCACGGCCACGAAUGCUGUCCCGUCUGAAUUGGCUGCAAACGAUAGCCCUAGGUUUACUCGCUGGACUGCUGUGGCUCAGGCUUCCCAGAACCGAAGCAGCUCUUCACGACAUUCAAGGCUGGAUGUUCUUCAGCACCACGUAUUGGAUGCUGUUCGCACACUUCAGUACACUCUCCAGUUUUCCUCCAGAACGCGAGGUUAUCAACAAGGAGCGAUUGUCAGGGUCGUAUCGGCUCUCGGCCUAUUACCUGGCGAAAAUGGUCGGCGAGUUGCCGCUUACGAUUACGCUGCCCGCAGUUUACCAUAUCAUUAGUUACCCCAUGUUGGGCUUCCACAGUCCGGCUGUUUUCGUCACCCUGUUGGCGUUCCUGCUGCUCAACACGAUCGUUGCACAGAGCGUGGGCUUCUUCGUCGGUGCGUGCUGUUUGGACCUACAGGUGAGCAUAACCGCUUCGGCGCUUUACACGCUCGCCACGCAAUUGCUGGGCGGGUAUUUAGCGACCGCGGUACCACCGUGGUUGGCGUGGGCCAGAUACACGAGCAUGGUGCACUACGCCUACCAGAACAUGCAGAUCCUGGAAUUCGGCGUCGGCGAACCGAUCACAUGCUCACAACCAAGCAAAUUCCCCGAAUGCAGAAACGCGACGACGAUACCAGUGUCCGCGAUUCUGGAGAGCCAAAAUGGCGCCAGGGGUUCCGGUCUUCCAUUGUGGGCGAACACGGCCGUUCUCCUGGCGUUUCUCGUGAUUUUCCGUACACUCGGCUACCUGGUGUUGCGUUAUUACCGCGUGCCGAAGUGAACCACCUGACGGCCCAUCGUCAUGGACUUUAUCGGCUGAUCGAUUAAUCGACGGACAUCGACGGUUAGCCCAGGUUGCGCUAACGGAAAAUACGCGUCGAAGGCUUCCUUGACCCUUCGUUUCGAGACGGCCACGACAACAGAAAUCGCGACGCGAAAGCUUUAUUUUUCCAGGGGAUCACGUUCCGCUUUUAACGAACGAGACUACCGGAAAUGGCGAUGGAAAGAUGCAUCUUAAUUGGAUUACCAUUGGAAAGUUCAGAGUUAUCCUACAGUAAGCAUACUGACUAAAGUUUAGCUUGAGAAAUUAUUAUUUUUCAUUUAAAUUUCGGUCAUUUUGUAGAAUAGAGUCUUGCCAAUUUGAAUUUCAAAAAUAUAUAUGAGGUACACUCGCGAUCAGAUCGGGUGAUAUAACAAGGAAUUUUCAGAGUUAUCAUUUUGACGAUAUUAAUAUUAAUUUAAGUUCGUUACUAAAUUUCAUCAAAUUUAGUAUAUGAAUAAUAAAUAAAUAUCAAUUCAAAUUUUCCCGCAAUGACGUUGAUGAGCCCUCCAUUCCUACAUUGUCAAUCUCCCCGGGGAUGCCUAUGGGGAAGGGUGAGACCCGGAACAUCCCUAUUUACCCCGAGAAAUUCUCCAUUUUUCUGAUUUGAUUGCGAGUGUACCAUCGUCAUUAAAUUGUGAUUAUGCCUAAUGUAGGAUCAAUAGAAGUCUGAUUUAACUCCAGACGGAAGGAUUCGAUAUAAUUAAGAGUCAAUUUUUCAGCUCCAUUAUCCGGUCACCGCUAUUUUUAAUUAACGAACGAUUAGCAGAUAUUUUUCUUAACUGUACACUCAUCUCGCAGAAUAGUACGUAUAUGUAUAUAUUAAUAUACCUCAGAUAGAACAGGGAACCAGCGACCUAACGAAACGAAGGGUUAAACAAGGAGUGUUUAAUUUCUCAUCUUUUGUAUUCGGAAUGUUCGACGGGAAUGGUCCCGCGAUCGGGAGACAGGCGGACACGCCAUCGAGAGACUUUGGCGAAGACUAUUAUAUAAUAAUAAGAUUGUAUCAAGUAGAGACUUUAUAUAUACGAAUAUAUGUAUCAACGCUAAAAACGAAGUACGAGAAACAGGGAGAAUGAAAAAUGAACGGGGAGAGAAUGAGACAUCUUCUUUGUUUUAAUUUCUUGCGGCAACAAGGGUAUAAUAGUAGCGAGAGAGAAAAAAAGGAACAGAGCGAACGAGACGAGAAUGAAUGCUACCACAACUUGCGAGAAUGAGAGAGAGCGUCUUUUUCUUUUUUGGAAAAAUCGAUGCGGCGUCGGGACGCCGCGAAACCGACUGAAUAAAAAAACAAACACAUUUGUACGGACGACGAUACAUUUCUUACGCGCGAAAUACAAAGAAAUGAGAAGAGUACGAGAAAAAAAAGAAGAAAAAAAAAAAUGACAAAAAAAUAUGUAUAUGAAAGGGGGAAUAGAGAAAGAAGAAUACAUCCUCCCUCCCCCCCCUCCAAACGUGACCCGAGUAGGUUUAGGAAAGACGUAUUGUAAAAUCGCGAAGAAACUUUUUAAUAAUCGUUUAGCGACUAUCCACGUUUCAUUUUUACUUUUUAUUACCGCAGAACAAUUUACGCUACCCGUUUUUAAGAUAAUCCGCCUUAGGUGUUUAAGGUGAUGCUGCUGCUAUCUAUUCAUUAAUUAACUACUCUACCACUUAGUACUUUUUAUUAUCGAGCGCUGUAAAACUGUAAGUGAUUAUCGAGCGAGAUAAGGAAACAAACCAACCGUUCAUAUAUACAUAUAUAUACAUAUAUAAUAUUAUAUAUAUGCCUGCCAAUUUCGAUAUUCUACCGUGUAGAAAAAAAGAAAGCAAGGAACAAGGGGAUGAGAUGAGACACGUGUACGGUGUGAAAAUAAUGGAGAUAGGUUUCUAGGACAAUUAAACAAAGAAAUUCUUCACUGGUCGCACGUGAAUGAAUUCUUUUUAUACAUAAUUUAAUAUUGCGACUGAUGGGGUUCGAUGUAACACGCGCGAGCGGUGUUACGAAUAGGUAUGCGUUUAUGCUGACUUGCUUUAUGGGAAAUCGGGCUUCGAUUAGCCGACCCCCAUUAGAAUUUGUUGGCCACUGACUCGUAUCUAUGUGAUGUGUCUUUUUUUCUUCUCUUUUUUUCUUUUCUAGGAGCUCGAUAUUGUUACGAAAUUGGGGAUCCAAAUGAAACAUUUAACGAGCGGUGUAAUAAUUCAUUGGCUACCUUGUGUACAUAGAAAUUUUAUAUAUAUAUACAUACAAAUAUUAUAUAUAUAUGAAACUAUUAUAAUUAUUAUUAUCAUUAUUAUUAUUAUUAUUUUUAUUAUUAUUAUUAAUAUUAUUAUUAUUACUAUCGCAUGUACAUGUGAACUAAGGACUGAUCGAGGAGACACGCGACGUUUUUCUUUUCUCAUUUUUUUAUUUUUUUUUUUUUUAAUUAUUAUAAAUGCACUGAUUGGGGAAACGAUACAUGAUACAACAUACGUGAACGAAUAUUCGGUAUAGCAAUGAAUAGUUCAUGAAAUUUUAAGACUAAUCUAUAAAUUUUAUUAAAAAUAAAUCUUUUUUAUCUGCAUUUCUGACAGAGAUCUUUUAUUAGAAUUACUGAACUAAAAAUAGUGGAUGAUUCGUUGGUAUACCUAAUAUUAUUCUACCGAUAUUACCGAUAUUAACCCUUUCACUGCAGGAGAGUUCACCUAAAAAAUCCAAUAAUCGUUACGAAGGAAAAAGAUGGAGGUUGUAUUUAGGAAAUUAAAGGAGAUUAGUCAAAUUAAUCGAACGUCUACGGUAGUGAAAGGGUUGAAUAAAUCCGCCAGCAAUUCUAAAGCAAACAGUCUAAAAGCAUGGAUCCGAGAUACGGGAACGGACAGAUCCUCCGCAAGAACACGCACACUAAACACACACAUACACACAGCCAGAAGUUACGGAAAAGUUGAAAUGUUCGCGUUUAUAUAGUAUAAAUAAUAAUUAGGUUACCGUGGAUCGUGGACGAUGACGAGCCUCGAUUCGAGAGGAACGAUGUGUGCUUUUCUUUAGUCGGCCAAAAGGGGCAAAACGUUUUCGAUUUUGUGCGAAGAACCGGACGACUCGCUUAAUUCGCUAAGCUUUCCUUCGAGGUAAAAAAAAAAAAAGAAAUAAAUUAAUCGGGGAAACCGUCGCGUGUCCAAUCACCCUUUGCAUAUCCUCGUUGGGACAGCUUUCGUAAAGUUUCUUUUUACUCUUCGUGACCUAAUUAACCGCUUCGAGGUUUUAUAUACAUAUUUUUUUUUUCUUCAAAUUUUUCAUCACUUCCUUCGAAGAAACUUGGACGCUGACCGAACGACUUCCGGUUGUUUGAAAGACACGCGACGGGAUUCGUCCGGUACACGCACAUCGCAAUAUCCACCAAGUGUUCAGAAGUGGGUUCGGUGUCGAACGAGGGCGAAGGGGUUAGAAAUUGAUUAAAGAACGAAUUGUUCCGCAAUUACAAAAAAAAAAAAAUAGUAGGUUUUAAGGGGGGUCGAGGAGAAAAAUAAAACGAAUACGAAGACCGUGGCUACGUAUCGGAGAUGUUUAAACAAAGAUUUGGCUGUGUCAAUGUCUCGAACGAUUUAUUCAUUUUUCUAAUGCUUUCUUUUUUCUACUUAAACGUUUCAAAGCCACCUGACUGUUCGCGAAUGCCUCGAACGUUCAAGGCAUCUCUCGAACAGCUCUGGUGUUGGAAAGUCAUGGAAAAUGUUGUUACGAAAGAACAGGGAAGAAUGAUUGAUGAAAGAGAGUAUGAAAGUGACGAACAGCGCACAGUUAAGAGAAAGAAACGAAGAGUAAAUUAAAGAAAGUCGUUCAACGUCGAUCAUCGUUGAGAGUUAUCCUCUUUCCUUCUCAAGGGAAAUCUGUCUCAUACACGUGCGAUUAAUAUUCGUGGGAAAAAAUAUCACUGCCAAAACGAGGUAACGACCAUUUUUCAUUUUUAGUAUACCUACAAGAUACUCUGAAUCAGAUCGUGUUCAGGAAAUAACGAAAGCGAAUUGUACAAUCUUGUUUCAAUUCAAACGAACACCAUAUUAUAUCAAAUGUAACAUAGAUGUUCUUGGAUAUUAAACGUUUAUGGUGUAUGCCUGGUUUAUAAAUGAUUAUCCAUGUUACUUGGAGAAAGAAACUGUCUCUCUAUACCUUUUCUAUUAGGUCUUUUCUAAUUUCCACGAAAUAAUACUUAAAGCUUAAAGUUUUAUCAAAAUUAUUCUAUAAAGGUUUCGUCGAUAUAAUAAACUCUUGGCAUGAUAAAUCAUUCUAAAAUGACCUAAUAGAAAUAUAUGUAAUUGAAUAAAGGAUAAUCAAUAACAUUGCAAUCCUAUGCAAUAAAGGGAGACACUUUUCUUCCCCACGAAUCGUCUGCUAUUUCUUUUUUUUGUAAUUACAGAACGUAUAUUUGUUGCUUGCGAACGAGACGACGAACGACUCGACGUUUGCUUUUUCUACUUGCCAGUAGUACGGCGGCUCUUUUUUCAGACGGGUUUAUACAUAUUAUAGAAGAUAGAUGUGUGUCGAAGGUGGCGACGAUAUCGAUGACAGUCUAUACUUUCGUUUCAAUUUCACCUUCGACGCAUCCGCCAGCGACGAUGAAAAACUGAUAAAUAUCACCGUUUUACGACACGCGUCUUUUUCCAAAUUUUGAUACUCCUAUUGUAUACACUGUACACAGCGUCCCCGACAUAUUUGUAUACGUUUUACAAACUUACCAUUUUUGCAGGAAAUCCGAAUCGAACUCUCGCGAUUGAUACUUUUCCCCGAGAUAGAUUUUCAAGAUCGAUCGUAGAGUUCGAACGAACAGCGAGCGCACGUUUUGUAGUGAACAUUUUCGUCAUCUUCGAGGAUAGCCUCGAAGUUUCUACACACACACAUACACACACACAUACUUUUUCACGCUUUUUCGCACUGAAAUACAAUUUAUAAGACUGAGAACGUUUUUGAUACAUGUUAGUCGAGACAGAUACCAUUAGCACCGCUGCGAGACGAAAAGAUUCGAAAUGUUAGUGUCAAAGUGUUGAAAAAUUUUCUUGAACAAUCCCGAGAAUUCCAAUGCUCGUAGAGUUUAAUGAUAUUUCGAAUACCCUAUCGCUAGUUGCGCUCUUGCAACAAUUCUCACCCCGAAGAGGCUCGCAGAAUGAAAUUAACACAGCCAAACAACUCUCUCCCAAUGAUCGUUUCUUCGCGUUUCUUCAAACUCUGCCUUCUUCUUCGUAGGAGACAUUUUUCGAAGAUCUGUUCACGAUCGAAUAAUCGCUUUAGGAAUGUGAUAUAACGAAACUCGAGGAACGUUUACGUAAGAUUUGAUCUUGAACGAACGAGAUGUGACUGUUUCGCUUUACAAAAAUAGUGCCUUUUUUUUAAAGAAAAACUCUGUUGUUUGUGCCAAGUCGAAUUCAAGGGAUGCGAAUGCGUACGCGUUACACAGAGACACACAGGCUCGAUUUUAAAGGGAAGGAGACGCGAAGAGGGCUGCGAAUGUAAUGAAGAGCUUAAGGAAUUCGCCGAGAGACUGAUUGAAAGGGGUCGUUUUUCAUUAUACAGGCUUUAAAAGGGUUGAUAGAAGAAUUUCUUCUCUAAAAACGUAGAAUGUUUAGUUCACAGGGAACGAAUCGAUCAGUUCUUUACUCUACACUUUAGUUCGUUUAACCCUUUUCUAAGGCACACGUUCACGAUUUACGGAGACAGAGAACGAGGGUGCAAGAAGAAGAUCGUUCGGUUAGAAGGGUGUGUUUCUUGAUUAAAAGAAGAAAAUGAGAGUAUGAUUGUGUGUAUGUGGGUGUGCGAGAGAGAGAGAAACCACGGGACUAACGAGAAGAAAAGAAAAAUGCCAAAAAGUGUUCCACUAAUAUUGGCGUAACUAGAUAGAGAAGUAAUUAAAAGAAAAUUCAAAUUUCCAAAUAAAAUACUAUUGCGAAUUGCAAAAAUAUUUAAAAAUUACUUUAUGUAAAAAUUAGUCAAAUUACAAUUUUAUGAAAUAAAAAUAUCUGGGACCUUAGAAAAUCCUAGUUACGCCAGUGUCUAUUAACCAUUGCCGCCGUGGAUCCCCAGAAUAGUACCUACCAUUAAAAAAAAAAAAAUGAAAUUGAGUGUAAUAAUCAUGUAUGUAGAUUGAGUGCAAAAGAGAGGAACAAACGGGAGGAAAAAAGUUAAUAUAUAACUCGAAUCAUGUUCAUACAUAUGUACAUAAUGUGUGUGUUCAUCUAUGUAUAGGUAUAUGUGUGUGUAUCUAUGUACAGCAUCGUGCAAAGUAGAUUUCCAUGGAAAUAAUAGCAUUACAAAAUUUUAAUUUCGAUUAUAUUAAUAUUAAAAUGUAAAUGAUUUUUAAUCUGAAAUUCUUCCAUCUAAACGUUUGUACGCCAAUGAUGGGAGUCCAUGAGAUCUCUUUUUCCCAGAGAAGCCUACCAUGCUCGGUACUGUACACUGCAUAUGCACACGUAUGAGACACAUGGACACGCGUUGCAUAUUUCAUCGUCACCAAUUCUACACACACACACUCAUAGACACACUUUGUCGUCAUCCCUUCGACAUACCAAUUUUCAUCAGAUUUUUUAGACUGCGUACUGUAUAUAUAUACAUGAAUUGUACGAGAUAUACAUAAGUAUAUAGAGGGUGUCUCAUUUCAAUCAGUUCCCUUUGAAUACCCACUGAACUGUUGAUAAUAUCAAAAAUAUUUCAGAGGAGAGUUUAAGGAUUCUGAAAAUUAUACGAGCUCCUCGUUUGUAAAAUUAAUUUAAGUCUACAAAAUAAAAAGUAGGAAAUUAUCAAAAGUUUAUGAACCGGAGUUAAUUACUUUUAUCUGAGUAUAAUUCAUACAACUGUGAAAUAUUUUUUUAUAUUAUAAAUAGUUUGGUAGAUAUUCGAGGAAUGGUACACCCUGUAUAUGGAUAUAACGAUACACUUAGCACUAACAGAAUUAUUACCCUAUUAUUAUUAUUGUAUGAAAUGAUAUUAAUUAACUGAUAGUAUUAUACCUGUUGUCCUGGUAGCGGAUACAAGUUCUUUCGCAGUAAUAUUACCCAUUAAAGAAAAAAAAAAAAAAUGAAAAUCGUUAUACAUAUAUACAUAUAUAUAUAGCGUUAUCAGACUUUGAUUUUACCGAUAAUCGUUAAAUAAUCGUCAUUGGUGUAACGAUAAGGAUUAUUAUUAUUAUCAUUAUUAUAUUAUAUUGUAUUAUUACUAUUAAUAUUAUUAUCGUCAGCAUCGUCGUUGUCAUCGUCGUAGUCGUCAUUGUCGAUCCUCAUCUUCGAUCACAUUUCUUCUAUUUCUUAUUCAAGUCUUUCAAUUACUAUACUUCACUUUUUGUUAUUCUCUAUUUUACUCUACGUCCUUCGCUUCUUCGAUUUCUUCUUGCUCGAUGUCGAUCUUAAAAAAGGGACCCCAAAUAGACUUUUCUCUUUUUUUUUUUAAUUGAUUAAUUAAUUAAUCACGUUGCCAAUAACGAGCUGACUUCGUUUCGCGACAAAAAAGAACGAUAAAUCGUGCAAAGGUUUCUUCCUUCGGGUUUUUCAUUUUUCUAAAGCAUUACGACGAUCGUGAUUCUAUCUGGAAGGAACGUUCGCACGAUAAUUAGAUAAUUAGAAAUGAAAAUUGAGAAAAAUCCUUCGAUUUUUAAUUGACACUUUGAGUGCGAGGCCAAAACCGUAAAUCUUUCAAGUAUCUAAUAAAAUUAGUUGUAAUUCGCUAAAUGAGAUACGAGUAAAAUGGCAAUCAAAGUGUUGAUGAUAAUUAGAAAUGAAAUUCUAGCGAAACUGUGUUAAAUUAAAUAGGACAGCGUUUUCCAAAUUCUUCAGGUUGCAUUUUUUUUUAAACAAAUUGUACAUUUCAUAUUUCUACAGAAUUUGGGAAACGUUGGAAUGAUAAAUGUGAUCGAUACAACUCUUUCGCCACGACUAACGUGCAAUAAUCAGAAGAAACAAUUUGUUCGUCUUACAUUUUCACGCGUACUCUUAUUCUUACUUUAUUGAAAUUGAUUAUUCGUGACGAAAGGGUUAAUCGAGACGAUUGGUGCCGAGAGAAGAGAAUAAGAAGAAGCACCAAAUCCUGUUAUCAAUGUUAUCAACCCUUCGUUGUCCCCGUUUCCUGUUACUUUUGAGGCGUGCAUGUGCGUGUGUGCUCGGAUAUUCGCGAGUCCGACUUGAAUCGAAUAAUCGAUCUCGUUUUCCAACCUGACAAUUUAUCGUUGAAUGGUUCAGCUUAUUUAACUUGUAAAUAAAUCACAAAUUGAUCAAACGAAUCCAAGACUUUUGAUUUUCAAUAUCGAAAGAAAAAAAGAAAAUGGUCCGUUUCAAGCAGAGAUUCUCGUCCGUGGAAAUCGGCUAUUCGAUUCGACGUCCAAAGCGAUUUCCUGGAGAAAGGCUUUUAAGGGAAACUUGGCUCUUGAAUGUUACCGAUGUUCGUCGAGCACGGGUAUUUAUUUUCGAAUAAAACCGUGUAUCUUCGAACCUCGAAAGCGAUCGUACCGCGGGAAUUCGAACGAGGACACUUCCAGUAGGAAGAACACGUUCGAAUUCAACAACGCGGACGAAUCUUUGCUCAAAGCAAAUGUUACCAUUCUGCCGGCACAAUUUGAUCUUGUAAGGAGAAGAAAAUUGUUGAAAUUUUAUCGAAAUUAAUUUUGUCAUCGCGCGAGAUAUCGCGUGCUGUAUCGUUGACUGUAAAAGUUGCGGCACACUUCCCUGUAUAUCGUUCUACAAGUUCGAAUCGUGCACGGCUGUUACACAACAGUUUAUUAGUGACUAAAAACGCGCUAUUGCAUACUCGAGAUGUUCGCUUCGUAAUUUAUUGUAAAUGUUAAAGAAGGCUAGAAAAAGAAAGACGAACGAGAUAAUGCCAAGAGAGAGAGAGAGAGCUGUUGAUCGUGAAAGAAAUUUUUAUUGUAACGUAAUUCUUCCUCGUGCUGGUGUUUAGAAUGAAAAAAAUGAAUGAUCAACCACGUUGGUAAUGGAUCAUCGGAUAUGGUUGGACGGAAAGUGUAAAUAAAUGGCGUCGCUGGCUGUGUAAAUUGUUGAAUGGCGAUGUGAUACACACACGAUACAUACAUACACACACAUACGCAUAUGUAUAGAGUGUUAAAUUUUGAACGAAAGGCAAAAGGUGAACUCACGUUUCGACGCCACCACAUUUUGAUUCGUUGACGCAAAGAAUGAAUAAACGAUUGAACGAUCCAUCAGCAUUUUAACUUCGCAGAAGUGAUAUAAAGGAACGCGUGUUUGAAUUUUCGCGCUAUUGCGAUCGAGCUUUAGAUCGAUUCGAGAGCUACAAAGGCGCCUUUUGCAACGCGUGUCUAAAACGCGAGCAACGAAUAAUAAACUGCGUUCGAUCAAAGAUGACAUAGAUUCGAUUCCAUUUUUUAAAUCUCUUUUUCUUAUUCUUUUCAUUCGCGUGUGGUUAGAUUCGUCAUGGGCUCUAAUGAAAGAGAUUAGAAGAAAUUGAUGCAAAGGAAAAUUAGUGAUGAAAGAACGAUGCAAAGUGCAAACGUUUCUUCUGUAAAUUUUGCUUCAAGUAAACUAUACAUAUAGAUAGCAGACAUGUGUAUUCGAAACCGCGUUCCAAUUCAAGCGAAGUCCUCGAUAUCUCGAUCGCGAUAUAUCGAGAAUGCUGCGCGCGAGUCGAAUUGGAACAAAAUCGGAAACGAUCUUCAAAACGAAAUGCGAUCCUUUCAAACUGAUUCGAUUUAUCACGUUCAAUUCGAAUUCAGAUUUAAUCGAUCAGCAUCAGAGUCGAGGAGAAGGGUUCCUUAGUCUCAAUUACUAGUUCGAAUGUUUCUUGUAGCGAGACCAUUUUAAUAAAUGGUAUGCUAGGAUUGAGUAUGCGGUCGUGGAACAAUUUUAAGCGGCACGAGGUCAAUAAGCGAUCACGAACGUUAAUUUUAUUAUGAAACAAUGUGCGAUACUCUAUUGUGUUCUAUUAUUAUUCACGAUGCAUUUAUUUUUACCUGAAAAAUUAGAUAAAAUCUUUCCUUAAAUUAUUUGUUCAAUUGUUUAAAAUAAAUUGUUAUUUUUCAACCAGCUAUUAACUCAUUGUUUAAAAAUAAAGAUACCAUAUCAUAAUAGGAAUGAUAUAUAAGAAAAAUAGUAGAUUCGUAUCGCUUAUUAACUGUGUCUGCAAGAAACUAUAGAAACAACCAACCUAUCACGGACAUUGUACCUUGGACGGAGUUCUGGUGUCGGUAUUAAAGAGUUGCUGGCAACUUAGAGGAUCGACAAAAUCGUCGAUAACCCCUUGCAAUUGUGUGUCUUUCGAUUCGCGAUAAGGAGGUACCGGAACACUGUCCCCAGGACUGGUUCGUUUAUUUCUUAUCUGUCGUAUAAUGCACCGAACUCCAGUGACGCGUGCGCGUACCGCGUUUCAUUUAAAUAGACUCUUGGUCACGUGUCUGCGCAGUGCAUAUGCGCAGAUGUCACAAAGUGGUAAUCGAAUGCAGUUUUUCAAACUAUGAAAUUGUAACUCUUCUUACAUAUAUUUUAUGCUAUUAAAACUAUAUUGAGUGGAAAAUAUUCAUGCGUGCUGGAGUUUGAUGCAUGUUUUGUCAUUGAACUGACGUUAAUUACCAUUGUGUUAAUACAAAAUCAGAAACAGUGAAAGGGAAAAAGAAAUGCGUGUACAUUUAUCAUAGAAAAAGAAAGGCUAAAGAACACAUCAUUGAUUGUGUAUACAUAUGUAAGAGAAAAAGGGAGAGGUUUCAACUGAUGAUUAUUCUUCACCAACUAUAUGCAAUAUGAAAUUGAGUAUACAGAGCAAAGCAGCGCGAACCAUUUGUCCUAGUCCUAGUACUCAAACUCAUCACCAUAAUUUAUAACCGAUUUCAAUUUAAAUCUAAUAAAACGAUGUUAUAACACAAAA